This is a messenger RNA of Syzygium oleosum, 2271 nucleotides long. RefSeq lists its product as uncharacterized. The transcript has 11 exons. Lineage: Eukaryota; Viridiplantae; Streptophyta; Magnoliopsida; Myrtales; Myrtaceae. The coding region runs from base 303 to 2144 and encodes 613 amino acids. The record is from RefSeq and is a predicted model, not a curated record.
UCUUUUGGAGUUACACCUUUAUUCUAUGUUUUGAAUUUAAAUGAAAUGAUGAAGUGCAAAGAGAGGAAAGACUUUUGGGAAGUGAUGAUAUAAAAGGAAGGGCUCACGUUUCUUCAUGAUGAGGGAGCGCAUGUUGUCCCUCCCCCUCUCUCACCCGCACAGGGACAGAUCUUAAAGUGAAUCACAGACCAGACAAUUGCCAUGGCCAGAUCACUCGCGCUCUCUCUCUCCAAAAGGACAUGGUGGAGCUGCUGAGAUGAAGGUGAAGAAGCUUUCAGUACAGAAGAGAAAGUGAAGAGAAGAUGAACUCAAGAGCUCGAACUGCCAUUCAAACCACGAAAUCUCCUCCAAAUCCAGAGAAGAAGGAAAGAAUGCAGACUCAAGGAAGCAAAGUGAUGGGAACUGAGAAGCCCGUGGCCAAUAGGCGACGCUUGAACAGAGAAAAGAAAUUGGCACUACUUCAAGAUGUGGAUAAGCUAAAGAAGAAGCUCAGACAUGAAGAGAAUGUUCACAGAGCAUUGGAGAGAGCCUUCACUAGGCCUCUUGGAGCUCUUCCUCGUCUCCCUCCUUAUCUCCCUCCUUAUACGUUAGAACUUCUUGCUGAAGUAGCUGUUUUGGAAGAGGAGAUUGUUCGACUAGAAGAGCAGGUGGUGAAUUUCAGACAGGGUCUAUACCAAGAAGCUGUUUACAUAUCCUCCAAGAGGAACGCCGAGGUUUCGAGUGAUGCCUCUGAUGAAUUGCCAGCGAGAAGGGCUAAACACGAGCGGUCGAAGUCGAUGUCGCAGAGCGACUUCAGUUCUCUAGCAUCUGUUCCCAGGCAUCAACCAGCGCUCACCAGGAGCGUAUCUAGUAGCAAACUCUUUUUUUCAGAAUCUAUACAUGAUCGGACCGGGAAUAGUUCUAGCAGGGCCAUGAAUGGGAAACUAGCACAGAAAAAGUUCAUCUCUCCUCCGCCGAUUUUGGAAGAUGUGCGAGGAAAGGAGAAUUGCCUGCACGUGAAUUCUUUGAAGGACAAAGUGUCGCCUCAAAAGAAGACUUCGAAGAAUUCCACACCAAUCAAGAAAAGUCCAAUUAAGCAGGAACAGGCAGAGAAGAUGCUAGAAUCUUCAAAACCACAGCUAGAGAGCAGAUUUGGAGAUCACGAAAAAGCACAGCAGAAUUCCUUCAGCUCUUCGCAUGAUGGAGCAGCCCAAGUGGAUGAAUCACCAAACAAGAUAUCAGAGGACAUUGUUAAGUGCCUGUCUAGCAUCUUUGUAAGGAUGAGCACAUCUAAAGCAAAAGCUUUUGGAUUGUCGAAUUCGCCGUCUGAAUUGACGAACUUCGAAGGGAGAAAUGGAGAACUAGCCUACUGGGAUCCUUACGAAAUAUGUCCAGAAUUCGGGAAGAGGGAUGUUGGUCCUUACAAAAAUAUCUGCACGGUGGAUGCUAAUUUAGUUGAUGUUAAUCGGAAAACGAAUGCUCUGUUUCUGAUCCAAAGGCUGAAGUUUCUUCUUGGGAAGCUUGCCUCCGUUAACCUAGAAGGGCUCACUCAUCAGCAGAAGUUAGCAUUCUGGAUAAACACUUACAAUUCUUGUAUGAUGAAUGCAUUUUUGGAGCAUGGGAUACCAGAGACUCCUGAAACAGUAGUUGCACUGAUGCAACUGGCGACAAUCGAUGUUGGGGGUCAGUUGAUGAAUGCAAUUACCAUCGAGCAUUUUAUCUUGAGGCUGCCUUACCACUUGAAAUUUACAUGUCCGAAAGCUUCGAAGAAUGAGGAUGUGAAAGCGCGCCGCACAUUCGGGUUGGAGUGGUCCGAGCCAUUGGUUACAUUCGCUCUCUCCUGCGGCAGCUGGUCAUCGCCCGCAGUGCGUGUCUAUACUGCGUGUCACGUUGAGGACGAACUGGAAGCAGCAAAGAGGGACUAUCUCCAAGCAUCGGUGGGCAUUUCGAGAACCAACAAGUUGAUAAUCCCUAAGCUUUUGGACUGGUAUCUGCUCGACUUCGCAAAGGACAUGGAGUCGCUGCUGGACUGGGUGUGCCUACAGCUACCGGACGACCUCCGCAGGGAAGCCGUCCGGUGCCUCGAGAAGAAGGGAGAGCCCCUGUCGCAGCUGGUGCAAGUGACGCCGUACGACUUCAGCUUCAGGUUGCUGUUGCAGCAGUGAAUGGGUUUGAUGUUCUCUUUCUUUGGUUGGGGCGGCCUAAAAAGUAUUUGGUUGAUUGAUUUAUUCAAAAGUCCUGGAACUUAUACAUGUCCAUCCUCUUUUUCUCUAUACAUAUUUCCCUUUUGGU